Anopheles nili is the source of this 1259-nucleotide messenger RNA. RefSeq names its product protein obstructor-E-like. Lineage: Eukaryota; Metazoa; Arthropoda; Insecta; Diptera; Culicidae. The record is from RefSeq and is a predicted model, not a curated record. Gene Ontology annotation, cellular component: extracellular region. Bases 166 to 870 code for a protein of 234 amino acids. Gene Ontology annotation, molecular function: chitin binding. The transcript has 5 exons.
CGUGUGUAUUACUCUCGUGGCCGUUACACGCCAUUUCGCAGGAGGAAGUCUGUGUAAAGCUUGAGGAUCUGCCAGAGGUCACCAGGAAGGACUGUGACGCGUUCUGCAACGUAUCUGCUUCUGCAUCGAUCAACCCGCCGUUCAACCGCUGAGUUUGAAGUCAUCAUGCGUUACAUCUUGGUCGUCUUUGCGGCGACAGUCGCCUGCAUCUAUGCGCAAAGCUUCAAGUGCCCGGUGAAAGACGGCCAGUACGAGGAUCCGCUGCAGUGUGACAAGUUCUACGAAUGCAUUGAUGGACGUGCCACAGAACGGCUCUGCCCAGAUGGGCUCGUCUUCGACCCGACUAUUCGCAAGAUCAACAAGUGCGAUCAGCCCUUCAACGUUGAUUGUGGCGAUCGAGUAGAGUUGCAACCACCACGAGGUAACAACCUUUGCCCACGUCGCAACGGUUUCUUCGCCCAUCCGGAUCCGGCCGUCUGCAACGUGUUCUACAACUGUAUUGAAGGCGAGGCAACUGAAAUCACCUGCACCGCUGGACUGCACUUCGACGAGUACACGGGAACGUGUGUUUGGCCGAAUGAUGCUGGACGUCAGGGCUGCAAUCCGGGAGCUAACAAGAAACUGAAGGAUGGAUUCACCUGCCCCAAGGAACAGAAAACGGACGAAGCUGGUCAGGUCGUUGCACACCCGAAAUACGCCCAUCCGACCGAUUGUCAGCGGUUUUACGUCUGCCUGAACGGUGUAGAGCCUCGUGACCUCGGUUGCCAGGUCGGUGAGGUGUACAAUGAGGAGACGGAGCGGUGUGAUGCACCAGAAAACGUCCCCGGAUGCGAGGACUGGUACAAGGAGAGCGACGAAAAGAAGAACUAAGCGUUCUACGGGGUCUGCUCUGCUGGUCCAUCCCCUCCAUCAUCUCGUCUCCCACCAACGCCUUCCUGCCUCGCCGUGCGGAGCAAACGCUCCAGCAAGCAAGAAAUUCUAGCAGACUGAAGAACUUCCCCGCCUACGCCUUUCGAUUCCGAUGGCGUGUGCUCCAGAAGGGCGUUUCACGAAACAAAUAUGUUGAGAAAACAUCACAAAAAAGAGAGAAAAACACGCACGAACAAAUUGAACGACGGAUGGUGUCCAUCAUCGUCGGAGGCGGCGUCACGCCAAUGAUAAGACUCAUUACUUUUGUACUUUUGUUUUAAAAAAUAUGUUAAACCCCUACCGUACUACUGUACUACUCCCUCAAUUAUUAUUGAGUAAUAAAAAAAAUA